Molecule: messenger RNA, 264 nt
Organism: Plasmopara halstedii
Lineage: Eukaryota; Oomycota; Peronosporomycetes; Peronosporales; Peronosporaceae
Exons: 2
Coding region: 1-264 (87 amino acids)
Source: RefSeq, a predicted model, not a curated record
AUGAUCUGUCUCGUUUUCAUUCACAGUCACUCAACUUUUCAUUUUCAUAUUCAAAUCGGCCAAGAAGGUCAAUAUUGGUCCGUCGAUGCGACGUUACAAUCCUGCCAUGAAGCACGUGGUAGUAUAACUCGUGCAAUUUGUUACGUUCGGCUCACAUUCUUGAAUGACAGGUUUAUGGUGGAGCCCAAGGUCCUAGCUAUGGGCUCAGGACGCAACUUGAGCUAUUUGCCAACUCCAGGCCUAGCAAGUAAAGACGAAAGUUAA